Molecule: messenger RNA, 2971 nt
Organism: Sabethes cyaneus
Lineage: Eukaryota; Metazoa; Arthropoda; Insecta; Diptera; Culicidae
Gene: cu
Product: nocturnin
Exons: 7
Coding region: 803-2164 (453 amino acids)
Biological process (GO): circadian rhythm
Molecular function (GO): poly(A)-specific ribonuclease activity
Source: RefSeq, a predicted model, not a curated record
GCGUACGUUAUGGUCGUAAGUUGGGAAUCGGUGGAUUCGUAAUUAGAGGAAUGGUUUGCUGUAAGUGAUUCUGGAAAAUUGUGGAAGUGAUGUUAGAUAAAUCCUGUUGAAGGUGGUGACCGGUGCGGUGAGAGUGCAUUUAAAGUGCGAAUAAAUGAUCCUGUAGAUUAGUACGGGAGGCGAAGCCAGUGAAAACAGUGUGAUGAGUACAGAAGUUCACUAGUGUAUCAUCCAACUACUGCAAUAGCAUGAACGGUGUCCGGAUGGAAAACUUUUGGAAGCAUACUGUCAAUUUAGAAGGUUUAACCAUCUACUGAGCUGCAAAUUACCAUAUGAACAAAAAUAACUGCCUUAACUGCCAUCCGGUCUGCGAUCUUAUCUGGUUGGUUAUCCGUAAAGCAACGAAGAGUAGCACCAACUCACCAGCCAGCAGCUGCACCAAAGGAGAAAUACAUUUCUCAUCUAGCCGGGAUUCGAACCGUAAAGAGAACUCCCUCUCUGCUUUUUUUCCUUUCUCUGCUAAACUCGCUCAAUGAGUUGGCUGAUGUAAACCAACACCAUCACCGAGCAGGUUCUUCUUCAUUCGUCACGCUUAAACACAGCCAGUCGACAGCCGACGGUGCUUUUCCGUCCAUCUACAGCUGUUCCGCGUCGGCCGUGUCGUACUGCUUGCCAGUUGCCACCAUCCGUCGGUUCAGGCGGCGGGUGUGAGAGAAAGUGUGAUACAGUCCACAGCCGCCACUACAGUCACUGCCACAUCGCCCGUACACACAGGAAAGGGCCAACCCGUGCAACCUAUACCAUGAUGGACCUGUUUGUACGAACAACCUGUGUCUUCGGCACGAGGCGAUUCAAAGCAUUGCUACUCAUUCCAAGAAUGGGUUCCUUUACGUCGGCCCCGCAGAUCAAGAAUAUCGACUGUCAGGAUGACCAGCUGGAAAUAUCGAACGGAAUGUCGAUUCCCGACCUGCUGGAGUACUGCCGGAUAGCCCGUGGCGAAGAUCGACCCCAGCUUGUGAAGCGAAAGUUUCUGCGACCAGACGAACGAACCGGUCAGCCGGAUCUGACCGAGGGGUUUCGGAUGCUGAAGCUGGAUGCAAUUUCCAAAACUUGUAGCAAACCAACGACAAAUCCAGUUCAGCUCCGAAUCUUCCAGUGGAAUAUGCUCUCACAAACGCUAGGUAUGAAUAACGACGGGUUUGUCAGAUGCCCGGUAGAUGCACUGACCUGGGAAUGCAGACGGUAUCAGGUGAUUCAGGAAAUUGUACAAAACGAUCCGGACAUCGUGUGCCUCCAGGAAGUGGACCACUUCAAGUUCAUCCAGAAGAUCUUAGCCACUCAAAAUUACGAAGGAGUGUUCUUCCCGAAGCCCGAUUCACCGUGUCUCUACAUUCAGGGCAACAAUGGCCCGGACGGUUGUGCCGUCUUUUUCAAGAAGGAUCGCCUAGAGUUGAUCAACCAUUUCACCCGGGUACUGGAGGUUUGGCGCGUCCAGAGCAAUCAGGUCGCAAUAGCGGCCCUGUUUCGUACGCGUGACACCAAUCAGGAGAUUUGUGUUACCACUACCCACCUAAAGGCGCGCAAAGGCGCACUGCUCUCCAAACUUCGCAACGAACAGGGUAAAGAUCUGCUGUAUUUUAUCGAUGGAAUCGCCCAAAAGCGACCGGUUAUUCUGUGCGGCGAUUUCAACGCGGAACCGAUCGAACCCAUCUAUAGUACGGUUUUGAACUAUAAACCGCUCGGACUAGCCAGUGCCUAUUCCGACCUGCUGUCGGAGCAAGUUUUACAGGAACCGACAAAGGAAAACAACCAGAACAUGUCCAACAAAGACGUCUCUGGAACCGUUUUACAGCAUCAAACCAGCAUAGGAUCGAAUCACAGUGUCGAUGACGACUGCAGUAUCAGCUCCGCAGGAAGGACAAAAGCUGAACAAUCAGCUGCUUGCGAACCACCCUAUACGACCUGGAAGAUUCGUGAAGAAGGUGAAGUGUGCCACACAAUUGACUAUGUCUUCUAUUCCAAAGAUCAAAUUACCGUUAAAAACUGCCUAAUGUUUCCAUCUGGAGACGAGAUCAGCCCGGACCGAACACCCAGCUACCAGUACCCUUCGGAUCACUUCUCGUUAGUCUGUGAUUUUGAGCUGCAGCCGUCACCAAGUAAUUAACUCCAUAAUUAUCAUAAGUAAGCACAAGACGUCACACACCACUACCGAAGCGGAAAACAUUUGAUGCUGCUUCGAAAUUGAAACAACAAAUUGUUUGAAAAUAAACAUCAUCAAUUGUACCGAAAGUAUCAAAUUAGCCUGUAAGGAAAGUAAUGCUUAAAACAAACCUGGAUAUACGUUUCAAUUAAAAUGCAGUUCUUCCACACGGUAGACAGCAAAUCCAAUGCUAAGUUGAAGCACUUUAGAAAUACUUCUAACGGAAGUGGAUGUCAAAUCAAUGGAAUUGAUUUGAGUUUGUGUCAAUGAGAAUACUACAAAACCGGAUAUAGUUGUACAGUUUGUGAUAAUAGUUGUGAUAUUAUAAAGAAGAAAAAAAAAGCGAGUUAGUGCCCUUGAUGGGCGACCGUUAGCUGCAAGAAGAAAAGAAUCCUGGAUUCGAUGUUUUAUUUGCGCACUUUUAUGUAUGAUUCAAUUUAACGAUGUUAGACUUCCAAUCUAACAGCAACAUAUGCAAUUAUAAAACACUUAACAACGCAACAAACCAGCCAUAAUGGAAAAUUCUAUAUUAUAAAGUAAUGUGAUGAUUUUAUUUCCAAAAUCAAGAUGUGUAAACUAAUCCAGAAUGAACCAGUUGUAAGAUGUUGUUUUGGUUAACUGUCGUCGUCAAUUACAUUGAUAGCUAGGUAAAAACAUUGGGUCUACCAGGAAAAUGUAUAGUUUUUAAGUUCACCAAGUGACAAAACAGAUCAAACCAAUGUUGUAUGUUGAAGCGAAUUUUGACGUAAGCUUUGAAUAAAAAAAAGAAUA